UAUCUGGGGAGUCGCCCCCCCUCUAUCUCCUCCGCAGCCGGUCCCUCGACUAGGGGCGCAGAAGCGGCUCCUUCUGGGUCCCCCGCGGGCCUGGGCAUCAUCGGGAGAGGAGGAAGAGGUGGUGCGUGCGUCCGAAUUCGGCCUCUUCCGCCCCGUCGGGUCUCCUAGGAGACCCUCGGUGCCGCCCCGGGCGGGGGUAGGGGGCGGCCACUGGCACAGUUGGCGAAAUCCGGGUAGGGGACGCGAAUGCGGGGCGCGGGCCCGCAGGGGAGUGCUGGCCCCGGCGCGGGCGGCCGGCGCCUGCCGGCCCUGAAGGUCCUUGCCUAGAACCAUCAUAACUAAUAAAGAAAACGAAGAUGUGUGAAAACGAAAUAUGGCAUCCCCCAAAGUGAGCUGGGGUGCUUUCCCCCCCCCCCCUUUCCACCGAGGCUGUUCAAGCAUGCUGCUGGGUAAAUGCGGACCCUCAACGGAAAGUACGCUUUGGUACGGACACGGAGCCCACGUCCUGUAGUCGGGGAUUGAGCUGUAUUUUAGCUUCACCUCUGACUACAGGGUGCACGCCAAAGGGCCGCCUCCCCCCGUUCCCCUUACUCCCAUCCUCCCUCUCGAGUGUCAACUUGGAGGACCCCAGGUUACAAGUCCGGGCACAGAAAGUGUGGCCCCAAGUGCCCCGAAGUUAAUUGCAUUUCGAAAGAACCGCCCUUGUGCCACGAACGCCGGCUCAGGGCGUCGGAAUCCCGUGCGAAUUUUAGCAUUGGCGGUGCCUUGGUACUAAAGAUGAGACAGAAAGAAGUGUUGACCAAAACCUUCCAAGCCCCUGCUGUUGUUUGUAGUUCUUCAAAUAGUCACAUUUACAUGUUUAAAAAUGACAAUUCAGACUCAGAUGAACUGUCUGAAGAAGAACUAAAUGUGGAAUUGAGACCAAGGGGAAAGGAGCGACAAAAGAAUGCUGGAAAAGAGAGAGUAGGGGAUGUGGUAUUGCUAGAACGAGAACUCACAGAAGAUGAUAACCUUAACAAACUUGCUCUUCAGUAUGGUUGUAAAGUUGCCGACAUCAAGAAAGUAAACAACUUUAUCAGAGAACAAGACUUAUAUGCUUUAAAAUCUAUAAAGAUUCCAGUAAAGAAUUAUGGCAUCUUAACAGAGACAAGCAAGGAAUUAAAACCCCUCCAAACUACAUCUGAGUCUAGGUUGACGUUCGUUGAAUUUCCAGACUCAGAUAAUGCAGCUACAGAGACUAAUUGUGCACAAUCCAACCAACUGACAGAUUUUUUUAAGGGGAUUGAUCAAGAUAUUGAAAGUGCAAUACAAUCAGAAAUCUAUUUAAAUCAAGAUUAUUGCAUAGAAACCCCAAACCAGCCUUUGCUUCCAAUUAGUCAGAAGACUCUGAUGAAUGGUGCAGACUGUGGAAUUCAAUGGUGGAAUGCUGUUUUUAUCAUGCUUCUGAUUGGAAUUAUUUUACCAGUGUUUUAUGUGGUCUAUUUUAAAAUACAGAGCACCGGAGAAACCACUAGUAGCUUGAAUGGAACUGUAGGUCCCAAUGGCUCAAUAUCAACCAAUACAAUUCCAGGCAAAGCCCUAGAAUUGGAGAUUCCACUGAAAACUACAAUUUCUUCAGACAAUUUUGGACCAAUAGAAAGUUAAGCAUAUCUCUUCUUUAGAAAGCAAUGAAGUCUGGGUCUCAACUCUAGUAACUGGGUUCUCUUUGGGUAUGUGUUGGUAACUUCCUAUAGGUGAACAAUUCAUAAUGAUGAUCUUUAGCCAUUUACUUGGAUUUUGUGAAAAGAAGCCAGGACAAAUUAUCUUGGCCACAUUUAUCUUUGUCUCAGGUACCAGUCAUACAUAUGAAACCACUUUUUUAAGGCACCUUAUUCCCUAGAAAUUCUUUUAGAAAUGUGGUUGAAGCUAAAUUUCCUACAUGGAGUACCAUUUUGGUAUAUAGUAUUUAAAUGCUUUUUGAGUGUAUCCUGUAUUCUGAAAGUUUUUCCUCCUUAAUUGCAAACAAAAUUGGUAAACACUAAAGGAGAUUAUAUAGUAAAGUAGAACUAGCUGCAACUUCUAUGCCUCUAUUCAAAAUGGCAUUUUUGAAUAUUCUUUGUGUUUUUUAGUGUUAAAUGCUAGUAAUUAUUAAUCUUGGAUAAUAUUAAAAAGUCCCUUUUAUGCUGGGCAUUCUGAGUGACUUAACAGCAUGUUGCUAGAACAAAAAACCAUCUAUGUGGGUAAAAGUAAUAUGGAAGUGUUUGUGGCAAUAGCUAAUGUUUUAUUGAGUGACUCCUCAUUUCAGAUUUAGUUAGCUUUUGAGAACCAUGGCUGAUUUCAUUGUAAAAAUUCCAUCUAAUUGAUCAGUGUCUUUGAGAACUGAUGGCAAUUUGAUCUUUGGGGGUCUGAUGAUAGUAUGGUCCAUAGUAUAUCAAAUCUUUGGAUUUGUAGCUGUGGUAUCCAAUGAUUUAUAAUGGUAAAUUUAGCAAGUGUAAAGAGCCAAGCAUUUGGAGGAAUAUUAUUAAUAAUAUUAAUACUUUGACAGAGGUUACAAGAUCUCCAUUAUUUGAUCCACUUAAUUGUGGCAUUCACUUUACACUUGCUUAAUUACUUGUUUUUUGACACAUGUCCUGGCAGUUCUUAUUUAAAUCUGUGUUUUAAAAUUAUAAAUCUUAAACUGCUUUAAAUCUUUUUUCAUAUUUGAAGAUUUUUUUUGUAUAUUGUAUAUUCAAAUGUACUUAAAAUAGUAUUUUACUACUUCCACUACAAUGUUAGAAAUCUUAAAUUAUCUUAUUGAUAGUGUUAAAUAGCACUGGAUUAUUUCUCUGUUAACUACUGUUCAUUUCAUCUGAGAGUUGGUUCUAGAAUUUCAGGUAAAUUCUGAUUAUAUAUGUUUUCAUUCUUUAUGUAAAGUUACAUAAUUAAGUUUGAAAACUAUUUUGCUCUCUAGAUGAUUGGGGGAUAGGGAGUAUUAAAAAAAAAAUCUCCCUUAUAAAGUUUCAGCAAGGAUACAGUUGGUGCUGUCCUUCUACUGUGGCUUUUGAUAAGUAGUGAAUCAUAUACUAAGGUCUUUUAGCCAUGUUUGGGGCAGCUGUCCAUACAGAUAGGGGAAAGGAAGAGAAUUCAAUUCCUUUCAUUAAUCCCUUUUUAACAUGCAUUCGUAUAGGGAAUACAUUGUUCAGUCCUGCAGAUGUUGAGUUGGACUAAUACAUUUUCGAAUAAAUGAUGCUAGUACAAUCCUAAGUAAAUAUUAAGAAUUCAGACCUUUACUAUAACUACCACUGUUAAAAGGACAUUGAAAGAAAGUGUCAUUUAAGGUAUAUCUAUGGAUAAAGUCAAUCUCUAUUCUAUCCCUAUAAAACUUAACAUUUUGAAUUGUACUCAUAAUACCUUCCUUUUUGCUUUUUUUGUAUAGUAUCCAUCCUUAUUGUUAAUGUUAGGGUAAGGCUUGGGGUAAGGCUGCCAAUAAUAUAACAGGCCCUGUCUCACUUUUCCUGUUUUGUGCUGUGGGUGGGUGGUACUGAAUACAGUAGAUUAAUUGCUUUGAAUCAGGGCUCUAGAGAUUUGGAGCUGCAGUGGAGAAUAUAGAAGAGAACUUCAAAGGUAGAGAUGUGAUUAGUAUCAUGACUGCUAUGCUCAACAUGUAUUGAUCCUAUUUGGUAUAACUUGAAAAAAAAUCUUUGUAGAGAAAAAAGCAAAACACCCUAAAAUAUUGACCAUUUAUAUAUUUGACAUCUUUGAGCAUAUUGGUUUAUCCUUUUUUAGUUUACUAGCCUUAGAAAGAUUAUAGUUCUUUUGAUAUUUUGAAAAGUCUAUUAUCUUUUAUGAGAUAUACUCAAUAUAAGAAUGAUUGAGAUUCUUGUUAUCCUUUUUUUUUUGGUGGAUUUCUGUGGGAAUAUAGUGAUAACCCUUUUUCCUAUAGCAGGUUAAAAUUGUAUUAAGAAAUUAAAUGGCACUGUCAUUUGGUGAAAUUGUCUUCAAGGUAAAAUGAAAACAUAAAACUGCUAUAAUAAAUGUUUUUUAUUUUAUUUAAUUAUAUAGCCAAAUAUUUUAGCAUGCUGUACCAAUAAGAUAUAAUUUUUUUUUUAAGGUUUCUAUAAUACUUGUCCUUAUGAAGCACAUUAGGAAGGGUUUGGAGUCCUCCAAGGAAUUCAUUUUGCCAAGUAAAGAUUGAUCUUUGCUUUGAUUUUCACAAAUGAUAUACCAUGACUUUUUCUAUGAGGGAAAGUUGGUUGUAUCUCUUUACCAUACUCUUCCCCACUGGUUUUUUUAAAAAGGUUAAAAUUUCAAAUUGAAAAAGUCACCAAAAGAACACACACACACACACACACAAUUGUGGAAAUAUAUCUCAUGAACCUGUCUUUAAAUUUCUGAAUGUCUCCGAAUGUGAGGUGCUGGCAUGUUAAAUGCAGUUAAUGGGAUAACCUUCAGGACCGUGGUUUUCUUUUUUGAGUUGGUUGUGGCUUAUAGUGGCUGUUUUAACACCUUGUAUAAUAUGUAUAACAUUCUCUUAUUAGGUACCAGUAAUGUAUGAAAUACAUUACCUAAGAAAAUAUAUUUGUGUUAGUGAUAUCAAAUUUUCAGUGCCUUCAGAAACUAUUUUAGGGUAAUAACUUUUUAAAAAAAUUUUCAUAGUAUCCAUGAUUAAGGAGUUCCAGUGCUCUGCUUUAUGUAAAUCUAAUUAAUCACCAACCCUGUCAGGAAAAUAUUAUUCCUCUUUAAUAAAUGGAGAAAAAUAGCACAAACCUAAGUUAUUGACACUGUGCAGCAAAGCUGAGGAUCAAGACUUGACCAUUAUGUCUAUUACCACCCAAUCCAGAAACCAUACUACCUCAGAGAAAGGUAUUUUUCUGAAAUUUGCACUUUAUUGUAAAGAUUGCUCCUGGUUGAAUAAAACAAAAGUUGAAACAAAA
Messenger RNA from Antechinus flavipes (yellow-footed antechinus), 4892 nucleotides. It is a transcript of the gene LYSMD4, whose product is annotated as LysM domain containing 4. Lineage: Eukaryota; Metazoa; Chordata; Mammalia; Dasyuromorphia; Dasyuridae. Bases 778 to 1644 code for a protein of 288 amino acids. The record is from RefSeq and is a predicted model, not a curated record. The transcript has 3 exons.